CGCUAACCGCCCAGAGCUAGCGCCUGUGGCUUCCGGGCUGGUGUUUUGGGGAGCGCCCGGAGAGCCCCUUCUCCAGUAGCCCCGGGAAGAGAGCACCGCUGCCCGGGCGUUGACAGCCGCGGAGAGCUGUGACUGCCCGCCAGCCGGGGGAAGUCCAGCGAGCGGCUGCAGCGGCAAAGAACUUUCCCAGCCGAGAGGAGAGGGGACAAGUGGUACCCGGGUCCCGAAGCGAACGUUUGCAAACCUUUCCUCUUAAGCUGCCGCAGCGGUGAUAAAGAAGAAGGCGGCAGGAGAGGAAAGAGAGGAGGGACGCGCGUCCAGCUUCGCUCACACCGGUUGCUGAACUUGGGCGAGCAAGAGCUGCUGGUGCCAGGAGCCCCCUCCCCUCGCAGCGGAGGAGGGGAGAGUCGUCGGAGUCGGGGCGGCUGCGACCCGCCGCCGGCUCGCCACUGCCGGAUCUGCACUAAGCGGCACCGCUUCGAGACUGCUGUCCCCGGGAAGCGAGUUCGUCCGAGCAACCACUGCGCCCGCUGAGCGCUCAGUGAGUGACCGCGACUUUUCAAAGAGAGGCAGCGCGCGAGAGCGGAGAAGGAAGGGUGCAGGCGGCAUCUUAAGCCUGCGUUCUCUGGAGCGAGCUGGUGAGGAGGGCGCUGGGGGGAGGACAGCCAGCGUGUGCGCGCGCUCUUAGAGAAACUUUCCUUGCCAAAGGCCGCGGGAGGCGCGGGUACCCCUCGCUUGCCAACGCGCUGUUGCGGCCCCGAAACUUCUGCGCGCAGCCCAAACUAACCCCACGUGAAGUGACGGACUCUUCUAUGACUGCAAAGAUGGAAACGACCUUCUAUGACGAUGCCCUCAACGUCUCCUUCCUCCAGUCCGAGAGCGGCGCCUACGGCUACAGUAACCCCAAGAUCCUGAAACAGAGCAUGACCCUGAACCUGGCUGACCCGGUGGGCAGCCUGAAGCCGCACCUCCGCGCCAAGAACUCGGACCUCCUCACCUCGCCCGACGUCGGGCUGCUCAAGUUGGCGUCGCCCGAGCUGGAGCGCCUGAUUAUCCAGUCCAGCAACGGGCACAUCACCACCACGCCGACCCCUACCCAGUUCCUGUGCCCCAAGAACGUGACGGACGAGCAGGAGGGCUUCGCCGAGGGCUUCGUGCGCGCCCUGGCCGAACUGCACAGCCAGAACACUUUGCCAAGCGUCACGUCCGCGGCGCAGCCGGUCAGCGGGGCGGGCAUGGUGGCCCCGGCGGUGGCUUCCGUGGCGGGCGGCAGCGGCGGUUUCAGCGCCAGCCUGCACAGCGAGCCGCCAGUCUACGCCAACCUUAGCAACUUCAACCCGGGCGCGUUGAGCAGCGGCGGCGGGGCGCCCUCCUAUGGCGCCGGCGGCCUGGCCUUUCCCGCGCAGCCCCAACAGCAGCCGCAGCCGCCACAUCACCUGCCCCAGCAGAUCCCCGUGCAGCACCCUCGACUCCAGGCCCUAAAGGAGGAGCCGCAGACGGUCCCCGAGAUGCCCGGGGAGACGCCGCCCCUGUCCCCCAUCGACAUGGAGUCACAGGAGCGGAUCAAGGCGGAAAGGAAGCGCAUGAGGAACCGCAUCGCUGCCUCCAAGUGCCGGAAAAGAAAGCUGGAGAGGAUCGCCCGGCUGGAGGAAAAAGUGAAAACUUUGAAAGCGCAGAACUCGGAGCUGGCGUCCACGGCCAAUAUGCUCAGGGAACAGGUGGCACAGCUUAAACAGAAAGUCAUGAACCACGUUAAUAGUGGGUGCCAACUCAUGCUAACGCAGCAGUUGCAAACGUUUUGAAGAGAGACUGUCGGGGGUUGAGGGGAAACGGAGACAAACAAAUAACAGAGACAGACUUGAGAACUUGACAAGUUGCGAGAGAGAGAAAAAAGAAGUGUCCGAGGACUAAAGCCAAGGGUAUCCAAGUUGGACUGGGUUGCGUCCUGACGGCGCCCCCAGUGUGCACGAGUGGGAAGGACUUGGCGCGCCCUCCCUUGGCGUGGAGCCAGGGAGCAGCAGCCUGCGGGCUGCCCCGCUUUGCGGAUGGGCAGUCCCCGCGCGAACGGAACGUUAGACUUUUCUUUAACAUUGACCAAGAACUGCAUGGACCUAACAUUCGAUCUCAUUCAGUAUUAAAAGGGGGGUGGGGGAGGGGUUACAAACUGCAAUAGAGACUGUAGAUUGCUUCUGUAGUACUCCUUAAGAACACAAAGGGAGGUGGGUGGGGAGGGGAGGCGGGAGGGAGGUGUGUGAGAGGGAAGCUGAGCCUACAGAUGAACUCUUUCUGGCCUGCCUUCGUUAACUGUGUAUGUACAUAUAUUUUUUUUUAAUUUGAUGAAAGCUGAUUACUGUCAAUAAACAGCUUCAUGACUUUGUAAGUUAUUUCAUGUUUGUUUGUUUGGGUGUCCUGCCCAGUGUUGUUUGUAAAUAAGAGAUUUGGAGCACUCUCUGAGUUUACCAUUUGUAAUUUGUAAUAAAGUAUAUAAUUUUUUUUAUGUUUUGUUUCUGAAAAUUCCAGAAGGGAUAUUUAAGAAAAUACAAUAAAAUAUUGAAAAAAUACUCCCCACCAACCUCUUUUCUGCAUUAUCUAUAGAUUAACCAUCUAAGUGGAGUUGAAAGAGUUAGGAGUGUCAAUUAAAAUCAUUCUCAAUGCUUACUAUCAAGCAAUAAAACCUAUUCUAUAUUGGACUUCAGAAACUGAUAUAGCUGAGGCUAUGAUCAAGUUAUACUCUUUCCUCCCCCAACUGUCUACAUAGAAUUGCUUACCAAAGGGCAAUGUGUAUCAAGGGGCUGGGGAGAUGGGGUUAAGGUGGAGUGGGACAGCCCACUGGGAAGUCAAAUAAUACUUUAAAGUUUGGGAUUGUGUCAAGUGGCAUGUGCUGUGACCGUUUAUAAUGUUAGUGGAAACUUAACAAUAGAUGCUUAUUCUCAAAGCAGAAACUGGCAGCAGAUUUUACAAAAGAUGUAUCCUUCCAAUUUGGAAUCUUUGACAAUUCCUAGAUUAAAAAAAAAAAUCUUUGCUUAUGAAUAUUUAUAACAGCAUCUUGUCACAAUAAAUAUAUUCAAAUACCAAUAACAGAUCUUGAUUUUCUUUCACUUUACUACUGUUUUCUUCCCAAGCUAUAUACUGAAGCAUUUCAGUUGCUGGGGUUAAUAUCAAUGGCAAUCUGAAGUUACUCAGUAAUAAAGUAGCAAAGAAUUUAGGAAGUCAAACCAGAAGUUGCAAUGGCAGUUUACCUGGAUGAAACAUUCUUCCAGUUUCUUUAUCCUUUAAGCCGUAAAUCUGUAGAAGGAAAUCUAAACUCUCCCCCUCUCUCUCUCCUCUCUGUCUCUGUCUCUUCCUGAAAUAAACACUGAUGUCCAGGGAAAAUACUAGUAUAGCAGUUUACCAUUUUGGAUCCUUUUAUAAUUCUUAAUUUGUUUCUAAAAUAAGCAUGUUUAAAUCAUUAUUAUGGAAUCAGUCUCAAAAGAUGGUAAUCUAGAUGCUAUGGAAAAGAUUAGCGAGAGAAAACAUGAACACAACGAUAACGUGUAAAUCAAACCUCAGCUCUGGAGAAAUAGCAAACUUAAAUUCUGUCUACAGAUAUAACUUAGGAGAUCAACAAGGAAGUACUCAACAAGGGAACAAUUUUUUGUUUGGUUGCAUUUUAUCCCAAGAGCCAGUGUGAUAAUCAAGCAGCAACAGCAAUUUGAUAUCCAGGAAUAUCUCACAAACCACUAAUUGAGGCAGAGCUGUUUGCUCAUUAGCGGUGCUUUAGUACUCAACAGGUCUGGGAGCCUGUGGCUGCAAAUCCUAAUAGACAAAGAGUUUCUCCUUAGGAGUAUAUCUAGGAGUUGAGGAGUUUGGACAGUGUCUUAGCUAUCAGAGAUACUCCAUUGUAAUAACGCUCCUUUCACAAAGGUUUACUGGGAGCAGAGCCCAGUUUGCCAAACAGCACGUUUGCCGAUGUCAGCAACCUGGAAGGUGAGUUGAUUUUGACCAUAUGUAGGAAUAGUUAGCAGAGGGACAAUAAAGCACUUUGGGGUGGGGCUCUGUGCAAGCUAAACAAGAGCCAACUAGAAAAAAUAAGCAGGCUGGGGAAUUAAUUACCUGCAAAGGUAGACUAAGCCCAGACAGCACUGCACUACAGAAAAGCCACACCAAUCCCCGGCUUGCAUUCAACUCCAGUAUUUAAAAACAAACAACUCUGAAACUCAGGCCUUUCCCACGUAUUUCAACUAACAUUCUCAAAUACAUAUGCCUAAAAUUUUAACCGUUCUAACAACAACAACAAACCCCGUUGCCUUCCAGAUGAUUCCGACUCAUAGCAACCCUACAGGACAGAGUAAAACGGCCCCAUAGGUUUCCAAGGAGUGGCUGGUGGAUUUGAACUGCCGACCUCUUGGUUAGCAGCCAAGCUCUUAACCACUGUGCCACAAAGGAGUAGGAAAAAAAUAGUUGCAGUAGAAAAAAAUUAACCAAUGACCUGUAAAUUUUGGAGACAGAAAAUCAGUGAAUUACUUAAAGAUACUCAAAGAUUAAUUUUAUUAUGGGCAUUGGGUGAGUUAUUCCGUGGAUAACAGUAAUAAUUGGAAAGGAUGAAGCCAGUGACACGUAAAACCAUUUAUCCUCUCUUAAUUUCUCUUGCUGUAAAGAUAUGUAAUAAAUUAUUCGAUCAGGGAUUCUUAAUGUUCUAUGUCAGAGGGUUGGUGAACUCAAUGAAAUUGUCCACAAAAUUGUGUGUGUGCAUGCAUGUAUAUGUAAGUGUGUGCACUUCCCUGGGAAUAGAGAUCAUUAGCUUUUAUUUGGUUCUCACAGAGUUUCAUGACUCAAAAAAAGUUAAUAAGCUCUGAAUUGAAUGGCUACACACCGCUAUCAGAAGCAUCACUGUUAUGGAUUGAACUGUGUUCUCCCAAAAUAUGUGUUGUACAUCCUAACCCCUAUGCCUGUGGUUAUAAUCCCAUUUGGAAAUGGGUUGUCUUUGUUAUGUUAAUAAGGGCAGGAUUAGUGUAAGGUGCAUUCUUGUGUCAAUCUCUUUUAAGAUAUAAAAGGGAUUAAACAAGUGAGCAGAGGAGAGAUGGGGUAAGAGAGAUGAGAAAGCCUUCCCCUAGAGCCAUCACUCUGAAUUUGGACUUCUAGCCCCCUUAACUGUGAGAAAAUAAAUUUCUGUUUGUUAAAGCCAUCCACUUGUGUUAUUUCUGUUAUAGCAGCACCGGAUAACUAGGUUACCUACCCUGCAGCCAAAGUGACCCCUCUAACAUGCAAGUCUGAUCGUGUCACAAAAAAAAAAACCAAAAAACCAAUCCCGCUGCUGUUGAGUUGAUUCCGACUCAUAGCAACUCUAUAUGAAGAGUAGAACUGCCCCAUAGGGUUUCCAAGGAGCACCUGGUGGAUUCAAACUGCUGACCUUUUAGUUAGCAGCCGUAGCUCUUGACCACUGCGCCACCAGGGUUUCCGAUUGUGUCACACUGCUGUGUAAAUCAUGUCAAUGUCUCCCUUGUGCAUGCUGGAUAAAAUCCAAAUUCCUUAUGGCCCAUGUGGUCUUGUACACUCUACCUCUUCUUCUUACUUUGAACUCCUCCUGCCCCGUCCUCUCGGCUCCAGCCACCUUGGCGUUCUCGCACCUUUAUGGCUUUGCCCAUGCUCUUCACUCUGCUUGGCCCAUUCACCCUCUUCACUGCCCCACUCAUCUUUCUAAUCUUCUUAGAUAACUAACAUAACUUUGUAUGAAUCUGAAUCCCGUGCCCUUUCACCCCGCUAUGCUUUUGCUUAUGCUCAUCUCUCUGCCUGAAAUACCUUUCCUUCUGGUUCACCUGAUGAAUUCUACUCAUUCUUCAAGGCUCGGCACAAAAGUCACCUUCUCUGGAAAGCCUUGCUAACUCCAUCUUCAGGUGGAAUGAAUAAUUCCCCACUGAGCAUCCAGAAAGAGGCCUGGUAACGCAAUGAUUUAGCACUCAGCUACUCACUGAAAUGUUGGCAGUCUGAAUCCACCAGCCACUCUGAAGGAAAAAAAUGUGGCAGUCUGCUCCCAUAAAGAUUUACAGCCUUGGAAACUCUAUGGGCAGUUCUACCCUGUCCUAUAGUGUCAUUAUGAGUUGGAAUCGACUGGACGGCAGUAGGUUUGGUUUUUGGGUUUUGAACCUCUGUGUCUCCUGGCUAGAACCCAAACCUACUCAUCUGUAUAUCACCAGACUCCUAGUACAGUCCUGGCACAUUGUUUAUAAAAAUAAAUGUUUGAUUCUGCAUCCCACUUUGAAAUGUGGCAUCUGGGGUCUUAAAUGCUAACAAGCAGCCAUCUAAGAUGCAUCAAUUGGUCUCAACCCACCUGGACCAAAGGAGAAUGAAGAACAGCAAGGUCACACGAUAACUAAGAGCCCAAGAGACAGAAAGGGCCACAUGAACCAGAGACCUAAAUCAUCCUGAGACCGGAAGAACUAAUUGGUGCCCGGCUACAACUGAUGACUGCCCUGACAGGGAACACAACAGAGAACCCCUGAGGGAGCAGGAGAUCAGUGGGAUGCAGACCCCAAAUUCUCACAAAAGGACCAUACUUAAUGGUCUGACUGAGACUAGAGGAAUCCUGGCGGUCAUGGUUCCCAAACUUUCUGUAGGCCCAGGACAGGAACCAUUCCCGAAGACAACUCAUCAGACAUGAAAGGGACUGGACAGUGGGUAGGAGAGAGAUGCUGAUGAAGAGUGAGCUAAUUACAUCAGGUGGACACUUGAGACUGUGUUGGCAUCUCCUGUCUGGAGGGGGGAUGGGAGGAUAGAGAGAGUUGGAACCUGGCAAAAUUGUCAAGAGAGACUGGAAGGGCUGACUCAUUAAGGAGAGAGCAAGUGGGAGUAUGGAGUAAGGUAUAUAUAAACUUAUAUGUGACAGACUAACUUGAUUUGUAAACGUUCACUUGAAGCUCAAUAAAAGUUAAUAAAAUAAAUAAAUAAAUGUUUGAUGACUGAAUGAACAAUUGAACCUACACCCUCCUCCAAAAUAAUUCCAGGUCUUAAUUUCUUCUAGUGGGAUACGCCUCAUCCAUUUCAAGGUGCACAACUCCAGAUGGAUUGAAGACCCUCUCCCAGAAAAGUAAAACCUGGCCAAUUACCAAUUUCUAAAGCCAACUUCUCAAUGAGUUCCCUUAAAAGAAUUAAGCUGUUAGCAUAGUCAUACUUCCAGCCACACAGAGCAUCCCUUUCCUCCUCCACUAAUACAAGUGGGCAUCUUCUUACACAAAACUGAUCUGCCUGAAACAUUAGGCUUGGAGGGAGGAGACGGAGAAAGAUAAUAUGUGUGUCAUUAAUAAAAAAAAACAGGCACAAAAAAUAAUACCAGAUGUGGCUUUAUUAAAAACAACCAACUCCACUAGUAGUAGUAUAGGGGACUUUCUCUUUGUAAAGUUAGAUGUUUUUCUGAAACCAGAAGUUAGUCCCCAAAGUAUGCUUGACAGAGACAAGGAUCACGCUAAUCCAUCUACUCCCCAUUUCCUUUUAUUAUUAGAGAAGCUGAGUAUCAGAUGGACCAAGGAAAAAAACACUGUCUUCUAGGCCCCUACCACACACCUCUUCAUGGGCCAAGUGGAACCUCAUGAAAGAGGUGAAGAGGGUUGGAAGCUGGGGUUGCCUUAGAAAGUGGAAGUGUCUUUUUCUAAUUCUGGAAUCCAGCCUUAGUUAUUUGAUUUCGGACUAGGUAGGGGCUCCCAUUGGACAUCUCAAAGAAGGGCAUUCCCCUGGGCUUGGCUUUUCUGCACCCCUAUGAUGGGCUGUGUGGAAUUUCUGGGUGAUGCAAAUAGUUAAUGAGCUCAGCUGGUAACUGAAAGAUUGGAGCUUUGAGUCCACCCAAAUUUGCCUUAGAAGAAACGCCUGGCGAUCUUUUUUUUUUUUGAAAAAUCAGCCAUGGAAAACCCUAUCAAGCACAGUUAUACUCUGACACAUAUAAAGUCCUCCUGAGUCGGAGUCAACUCAACAGCAGCAACUAGGCUUUUUUUUCAAUGCCAGCUUGUGGGGUUUCAUUGAUAAGCAAGAUACCAUCCCUUUUCUCAAGGAACUCUAUUGGGGAGGAGUUGGAGAUGAAGCAGAAACUAUUCCAAUGCCACAAGAUACACGCUGUAAGAAAAGGGUGCCAGACGGGGGGAGGAGGAGCCAUUGUCAGGAAAGACUUCACAAGAGAGAUGGCAUUUGAACCAAUCCAUUAGGACUAACCAGGCAAAAUAGGUGGGGGGAGGAACCUGUGUGCAAAGACAGGCAUGGAAGUACGAGAAAACAUGGUGUGUUUAGGGGCUUGUAAGCUGCUUAACUGGUUGGGAAUUAACUCUGUAAAAGGAAAAGUGAAGGGAAAUGAUGCGGCAAAGUUUAAUAAGGGUCAGGGUGUGAAGGAACAUCUAUUCCAUGGUAAGAAUUUGGUUGUUGUUCUGUAGGUGGUAGAGAACCAUGGAAGGAUUGGAAGCAGAGCAGGAACAAACAUACACAGCUCAGAAGUUAGGAAAGAUUCGUUUUGGCAGCAGUCUGGAUGAUGGGCUGUUGGAGAGGAGGCUGGGUAAGGAGAAUAAUAUCAGAGAGAGGCUUUCUGUUUAAUUUAGAAUGUCUACAGCGUUUAAAGUAGUCUUAAAGUUGGGGGAGAAAUGGGAAGAGGAUGACUUGGCCCAAGCAACCACGUUCCACACUUCUUCUUAUUCAACUUUUUGACAAGUUGGGCCCUAGGAGUGAUAUUGAGAAGUUCAUUUUUCUGUCCCAUACUCAAGUUUUCCUCUCCACUGUGUCAAUUUGAUAUCCUGAAAAAAAGUCAGCUUACAAAGUGGCCCAGAUUUCACCUGCUCAGUGUCAGGAUGCUCAAUUAAACAGGUGUCAAAGAAGGGGACCCAUGACCGCCUAGGCCAGGCCUCCCAGAAAGAGGACCUAAACCUGAUUUUAUCAGGUCCUCCAGAAUUGAUUAAGCUCAGUGGAAUUACUGGACCCAAACUAUACAAACUCUCUAUAAACAAAGAAGCCAAUGUUUUUUACUUAUUUUGGGGGAAUUGAAUUACAAUACCUUAAAUUCAUUCGACACUCAUUUUAUUUGAAUUCCUACUUUGUAUCACACAUUAGGAACCCAAAAGAGGGCAACCAGAUGCCUGCCCUCACGGAGUUUAUAAUCUAGUAAGAGAAACGUGUGGGGACAUUGGUGGUUCAGUGGUAGAAUUCUUGCCUUUCAUGGGGGAGACGGGGUUUGAUUCCAGGCCAGAGCACCUUAUGGGAAGACAACACCCAUCAGUCAGUGGAGGUUUGCACAUUUCAUUCCAUUCUGCAUGAACUCCACUUGAGUCAGGGGCCGACCAGAGGGCAGCUAACAAGAGAGACAUUGGACUAGGAAACACACAAAAAAAUGUGUGAUCAUACAUUUUGACAAGUGCAAUGGAAAGAACUAUGCACUGUAAGAGGGAAUAAUAAUUUAAAUUGAAUUGGGGACAAAGAAAACCUUUCUGAAGAAAUACUGGAGCUGAGACUUAUCAGAUGACUAACAGUCCAUCAAGUGAAGAGCCGAAGAGUAGGGGUAGAGAAUAUAGUUGGAGGGUCAGCUGAGGCAAGGCCCUGAGUUAGAAAGGACUUUGGUGUGUCCUAGGCAUUAAAAGAAGGCCUGGGUGGAGUGAGCAAAGGGAAGAGUGAUAAGUGAUGAGAUUUGUAAUCACCAGAUCAUAUUCUUAUACUUUAAAAAGUGCUUUCACUUCUUCUAUCUACUUUUAUUUUCACCACUGCACUGAGGAUACUCAUUGUUAGUAGCCGCAUUUCACUGGAGCAGGAGUGAACUUGCCCAGUGAGUUUCAAGUGCGUUUCUCAAGGCCAGUCAUGUACUAACUGGGGAACCAAGAUUAGGUUCUCAGGAGGAGAACUAUACUCUCCUCCUAUAUUAUUCCAGGAACUAGAUGCCCUGGUAUCCCUGGGUCCUUUAUCUAGUUCCUUCCCCCUACUUCUAUAUCAAGGGCCCUGAGGAACUGAAUUAGGCAUCAGACGGUUCUUUGAUGUGCACAGCGCCUGAGCAAAGGUAAGCAGAGAGAAUCUCCCGGGAUAUUUCAUCUACCCUAUAGUGAUGUCGAAUGAACACUCCUUGCACUGCUGCAAACUCUGUGCUGAGAAGUCCUAACAAUUUCUUGUUGUCCAAACUUCUGUACCACAAGGGCUCCUACUUUUAUGUACCCCUCCUAAAAUACAUUGCCUGCUAGGGUCUUAAAAACUUGCAAGUGGCCACCCAAGAUACAGCAAUUGGACUCUAUUUGCCUGGAGCCACAGAGGAAGAAGGAGACCCAGGAAUCAGAGAAGGAAAUGGACUACAGCUCUAGUUGUAUUCAUGAACUACACUGUCUCCUUUGCCAUGAGACCAGAAGAAAUGGAUGGUGCCUGGCUACUAUUACUGAACGUUUUGAUCAAGGAUCCAAUAGAUGGAUCAUGUUCAAAAGGAGGAAAAAUGUGGAACAGGACUUUUAAUUCUCAUGGAAACCAGACUUACUAGAUCCACUGAGACCAGAUGAACCUGGAAAUGAUUUUUAAACCUUGAACUGAUAUUAUCCCAUGAAGUCAUUUUUAAACUAAACAACAGUUUAGCUCAAUUAAUAAAUGUUUGUCUUCAGUAUGAUACUCUUUUAAAGAAUUAUCUAUAUGAGAUCAAAAUGAAAACAGUAACCCAAAGUACAAUGAGAACUGUAAUGGGCAGAGAGUCUAAGUUAACAGUAGUGAAGCAAUAUGGGUAGAGAUAGUGAGAAAGGUGACACAAUGUGAGGUAUGUAGCCUUUGUCAUUGAAUUGCAGAUGAUAAAACUGUUGAAUGGGUGUAUGUUUUGUUGUGUAUAUUUUCACACACACACAAAUUGCCUGAUGAUUGCCUCAUUAUUUCUUCAGAAAAUUGGGUUACCAGAUCAUUGAUUAAGUUACUGCCUUCUUUGGUUCCAAGUAUUCACUGGCCACCUGAAUAGAACUUGAGUAUUUCCCAAAUCUUCUCAGGAUUAUCCGUCCAUCAGUUUCUGGAAAUGGUUAAUCUCUUCUGGGAUGUAUUGGUUCAUCCUAGGUUCAUGCUCAGAGGAGGAACUUUCCUUGACUUUAUCUCAAACUGACUACUCUAAUAGGAUGCUUAUAGGGGCCAGUAACAAAGACACAAUUUAAACACAAAGUCUAGACCUAAAAGUAUCCAGGGGCAGUUAAAAUACUGGCUCAAGGACAUCAUUAUGGGCGCGAGUGCUUUCCAUCUUUUCAUCUCCCCAUUCUCAAGUGUUUGGAGGAACUACUUGUAUGGACUCAAGAUAGGUUUCUGUCAUCGUAAGUAAACACAGUAAUUACCAACAGAAUGUUUGUUUCCAUCUUUCUGUUUUUAUUAGCAAUAGAAACCUUUCCUAGAAGGCUCCCACCUCCAAGCCAGUAGACUUCCCCUCCGGAGCCAUUGGACAGGAGCAGGUCACACACUUAUACCUAAACUCAUUGCCAGCAAGGGGAAUGAGACCACCAUGGCUGGCCUACAGUCAUGAAUUACACCUUAGGACCAACAUUUUCUAAGCUGACAGGAGGAUGAAUACCAAAAAUAAAUUUAAAAAUAAAUAAAGAUCAGGGCUCUGAUAACAAGAAAGAAGUAGAGAAGAAGGAUGGCCUUUGGGUUGAAGGAGUAGUCACUAGUAACUAGUGCUCUACAGCAAAUAUUUCCAAUUCUUCCUCUAAGCACAGGUAGGAUUGUACUUCUCUGCCUCCUUGAAGUUGUGUGAGGCCUUGUCACUUGUGUCAGGAAUGAAAUGUGACCAGUGGUGACAUACAUUACAUUCAGGCGAAAGCCUAAAAGGCUAGAGUAAGAUUCAACAUGUUACAUUUUCCCAGCCUUAGCAAUUGUGGAAGGACAAAGAUGGAGUGCCUUUCAACCUGGGUCCCUAAAUGAUAGUGGUAUAAACCAAAGCCCUCUUUCCAACAUGCCUACAAUGGACAGUUAGCAUGAGCAAGAAUGAAACCUUUGUUGUUUUAAAGCACUGAGUUUUGAGAGUUGAUUGUUAUGGUAGCGUUACCUAACCAAGCCAUUUGGCAUGGCGACCCCAUGUGUGUCAGAGUAGAACUGUGCUCCAUGUGGUUUUCAAAGGCUGAAUUUUUCAUAAGUAGAUUGCCAGCCCUUUCUUCCAAGGCACUUCUGGGUGGACUCAAACCUCCAACUUUUCAUUUAGCAGCCAACACAUUAAUACAUUAACCUAGGAGCUCCAGCAUUACCUAGCUUAUCCUAAUUCAGUAGGAAAGAACAGUGCCUGCCACAACUCUAACAAAAGUGACACCUUUAUAAUUUUCAUAAUAAAAAAAAAUUAUAAUUUUCAUAAUAGAUACCAUUUAUUAAGCUUCGUCUAUGUAGCAGUCACUGUUAUAGGACUUGUGAGGUAGACGUGAGGGUUGUAUUUUACUUAUGAGGAAAUGGAGGUUCAAACCUUGUUCAAGGUCAUAGAAUAAGUGACUAGUGGAAACCCAAACUGAGUCCAGGUCUCUCUGAGUCCAAAGAACUUGCUCUGUUCACACGUGACCUUGCUCCUGAACUGUACUGCCACAUAAAGCUACAUCUCUGUUGAGC
Loxodonta africana (African savanna elephant) is the source of this 12528-nucleotide messenger RNA. It is a transcript of the gene JUN, whose product is annotated as Jun proto-oncogene, AP-1 transcription factor subunit. Bases 813 to 1802 code for a protein of 329 amino acids. Gene Ontology annotation, molecular function: transcription factor binding; DNA-binding transcription factor activity, RNA polymerase II-specific; RNA polymerase II cis-regulatory region sequence-specific DNA binding. Gene Ontology annotation, biological process: regulation of cell population proliferation; regulation of transcription by RNA polymerase II; regulation of cell cycle. Gene Ontology annotation, cellular component: transcription regulator complex. NCBI's taxonomy places the organism in Eukaryota, Metazoa, Chordata, Mammalia, Proboscidea, Elephantidae. The transcript has a single exon. The record is from RefSeq and is a predicted model, not a curated record.